Molecule: messenger RNA, 4518 nt
Organism: Aureobasidium vineae
Lineage: Eukaryota; Fungi; Ascomycota; Dothideomycetes; Dothideales; Saccotheciaceae
Source: the annotation of a GenBank genome assembly
GUGCAGCCGCUCAAGAUAGUCAAAUCCAACUCGACCGCUUCGUCGAUUGGCUCGCCCACCAAGAUGUCACGUCCACUAUCAGAAAUUGGCUCGACAGAGCGGAGGAGGAAUUCACCCAGUUACAACCAGGCCACCAAGAUGGUCACCAGCAAGGAUUCGUCGCCCUUUGAUUCAUCACCGCUGCAACAACAGCGCUCGCCGCGCAUGUUCUGGGAGGACCGCGCUUCGCCCUCGCGCUUUGGUUCCGAGAACAGUCCUGAGCGUCCCGAGCGCUCUGCUUCUCCUACUGGAACAUCCUCACACCGUCGCUCAUCCAUUGAGAACCUCAAAAAGGCGUCACGCGUAAAGAACAGCACCAUGUAUGCCCGCGAAACAAAGCACAACUACGAUCCUUCAAGCUCUCCUGUCAUCGAGCGUCCUCUAAGCAACCGCGGCUGGGGCGGCAACUUUCAAAACAACGUAUUCACACGCUUCGACAGUCUCCGCAAGGAAAACAGCCCUCUCAAAUCUCCCACCGANGGGGAUCUGAGUCCUUCCAAGAUUCCAUGUCCUUCAGCCGGCCCCUCUGUUGUGACAUCCAAUCCCAACUCUCCCCGCCGGGAGACACCUUCGCCAACCAAGUCUUCUCUCACAUACAACAGCCGUUUUGCUGCGUCUUUCGAGUCCGACCAAAGUCACUGGCCUGAGGACCAAGACGAUGCUAGAGUCGCUACUCCCCGUGCGCAGCCGCGUCAUGCGAAAAGCGUCACAUUCGAGACGGCACCUCCUGAGAUCAACGAAUACGAACAGCAAACACCAGAACCAUCUUCCGUCGCAUCGGGUUCACGAGAGGGCAGCUACGAUUCCGAUGACUACGAAGAUAACAGCUUUGAACGUGCCUCCUCUGUCGACGAAGACAGUUUCGAUGCCUCACUCGAGGACACAGACAAGACUCCAGUGGUUCUUCCCGAAGAUUGGAGGCAUAUGAGCCCUGAUGUUGCUCGUAGCCAUCUUGCCAUCGACUACGACGACGUUUUCGAUGAUGACGAUGAACACAUCGAGAGACAAGCUUCGAAUUCGACCAACGAGCAACGUCCUUCUUCCAGCCGCUCCGAAUCUGCCAACUCGGAUGCCGAAGCAAGACCUCUGCCUCCACUUCCUGGAGUCCCCUCUUUUAGAAGAGAGCGUGUUGACUCUGGUAGUCUUGCUGCUGCUGCAGAACGCGCAAGUAGUAUUCAGCGUUCCCUGCCUUCUCCACCCCGUCCUGCUUCAGUCUCAAAAGAUGAGAUUCUUCGUAUGAGGGAGGCCAACAUGUCUAUGGAAGACAGAAUGAAUCUCCUCAAACUGCAAACAUCUCUGUCUGAUGUACAAAAGUCACAAGACACAGAAGAACAUGCGGAAGGAGACGUCAAGUCUACCCACGAAGACGCUGCCCCGACUCCAGAGCAUUCAGAUGUCGAAGACGAUGAUUUGGCCGGCUUUGACUUUGCACCAAGCAUCUCGCGCGAGUCCAUCCUGCGUAACGUCAAGUCACAAAAGUAUGACCAAUUCGAUGCCGAUUUGCAAGAGGAAUCCAUGGUCUCGUUCGCCGAUAGAGACUAUCGCGAACUCGCCAACCUCGAUCCUGAUGUUCCAAUUCCCUCCCGCGAAACAUCAACCCAAUUUGACGCCGAAAUUGGUGCUGACAUCAAGGAAGAGGCUGAAAAUAGCUACCUCGACCUCAGUGCUGUUCCAUCUUUCCACACUGAGCUCGAUGAAACCAGAGCAGAUGAAUACGACAGACAGUCUGUUAUUCACCAUGCUGACUAUGACGAAGGCUCUCAGGUCGAGGACGACGAAAGUCGCUACUCAUCNCCCAUGUCGGUCCUGAUCAACGAACAACCAGAAGAGCCUCAACACAUGCCUUGUCAAGAUGAUCAGGAAUCACCCAUGGAAGACGAAGCAUUCGCGACUCCGCUUGGUAACCCACAAUCCACAGAAGAGUCGAGUAGUAUGGGUCUUCCCCUAAGCUUCUUGGGUAAUGAUGACUUUGACUUCGGUCUAAAGGACUACAUCACUCCUACACCACCUUCCUCAUCCGGCACACAGGAAGAAAGCAANAAGUCUAUACUCGAACCCCCCGUGGUGUUACAGCCUAGCUUCACCACCGAAGCCCAAUACGAACGACAGAGCUCAGUCGAGUCUGAUCACACUAUUGGACAUGAGUCAUUUGGUUCUGUCAUUCAUGGUUCGAUGAUUGACAUGUCUCCUCCUCCCGAAGAAACACCCAUCAUUCCCGAGCGUAAAGCCACCAUCAAGACUCAGGGAAAGCUCAAAGCUCGACCCUCUGGAACACCUGCCGACCUAGAAGCCAUGAGAGCUCAACGUCGACAUGUGAGCCAGGAAGUGCCUCCGAUUCCUGACCAGUACCGCUCCGAGACGUCGGCUCAAGCAGAUGAGCAAACCUCUUCUGACGAGGAAGAAGAUGAAGAAUCACACAGCUCAGAGUCGCUCGCUGAGCCGGAGAUGGCUGGCCAAGAAUACCAACAGCUCGCGACAAAUGACGAGCAGGGCAUUGAGAGGUCCCUCCAGAGCGACACGAGUCUUGAAAAGGAUGGUCAGCACGAAGACGAAGCUACAUCCGACAUUCUCCCCGAACAGCGUCGACAAAGCCGCAACAUGAAACUCGACCUUGACUUCAAGCUUGAUUCUUUCGACGACGACGAUAUGGGUCUCGGGAUGGAUGCCGAGUUUGACCGCAAGGGAUAUCUCAUGCGUCAAAACACCAAGGUCAUUGUCGCUAGCAACAGAAACUUUAGCGAUGAGAGUCAACGUCCGCUCUCUCCCAAUGGCCAGGCCAACCCCUCAACUUCUGGCAAGAGCAAGCGCACCCCGCGCAAGUCAAGCGCUGGUGAGAAGUACUUGACGACUGAACCAUGGAACGGCAAGACUAGACGUAAAAGUUCCAGGAGAUCCUCUGGCAGGAAAUCCAACGUUGGCGGGCCGGCCCCUCCCUUGCCUGGUCACGAAAGCUCUCUCGGAAAGGUUGAUGAAUACCUCACUACCGACGAGACUAAUGAUGGUGAGGAGAGAGGACGACUUUUUGUCAAGGUCGUUGGUGUAAAGGAACUCGACCUACCACUGCCACGCAGUAAGUGCCUCUUUGAUGUCUUCCCAAAUCGAACUAACAUGAUUUUGCANGACGAUCGUCUCUUCUUCCAACUCACCCUGGACAAUGGCUUGCAUUGCGUGACUACUGCUGAUCUUCAGCUUGGAACAGCCGCCGCAAUCGGCCAGGAAUUCGAGCUCGUUGUUCUUCAGGACCUCGAGUUUCAACUAACUCUGACUACAAAGCUGCCGGCCCCUGCACCCAAGCCCCAAAUGUCGAUCCCCGUUCCAGUGUCCCCCACAAAGCCCAUCAAGUCGUCAACAUCAAGAUUCUCUCGCCUCCUCACCUCUCCCAAGAAGAGAGCGGAGCGUGAGAGAAAGGAGAGAGAAGAGGCUGCCGAGAUUGAACGUCGUCAACAAGAAGAGAUGCAACGCAAGCGCGCCUCUGUCAAGCCCACGUCUUGGGAUAUGCUGCGCGAAGUUGUUGAUGCCAAAUCUGGUUCAUUUGCUCGCGCUUAUGUCUCCUUGAAGUCUCACGAGUCUCAGUGUUUCGGACGACAGCUCACCGUCGACAUGCCUUGCUUCAACGAGUGGGCAAUCGAAAAGGAUGCCGAUGUUGUCAGCAGUGUGCGCAGCAAGCGCAACAAUGGCAAUCCUGGCUUCGGUGGCAGAGAUGGUACCAUCAGGCGUCCACCCUACGCAGUGGGCAAGCUUGAGUUGCAGCUCAUGUACAUUCCAAAGCCCAAGGGCGCUGGUGACGAGCACAUGCCCAAGAGCAUGAGUUCAGCUGUCAGAGAAAUGAAGGCGGCCGAACAAGUCAAGGAGUCCUCGUGGGAAGGCUGCUUGAGUCAGCAAGGCGGUGACUGUCCGUACUGGCGCCGUCGCUUCUUCCGUCUUCAGGGGACAAAGCUCACAGCUUAUCACGAGCACACUCGUCAGCCUAGAGCGACUAUCAAUCUCUCAAAGGCUACAAGGUUGAUUGACGACCAGAAAUCACUUCUCGCCGAUCCGACAUCAGGCCACCCGACCAAAGGAAGACGCAAGUCUGCCUUUGCCGAAGAAGAUGAUGGCUAUCAGUUUGUCGAGGAAGGUUUCAGAAUGAGAUUUGCCAAUGGCGAGACCAUCGACUUCUACGCCGACACCGCCGCAGACAAGGACGCGUGGAUGAAGGCACUUGGCUCAUGCAUAGGGAAACCUUCGACAAGCAGCACGGCCAAAUGGACCGAUGUGGUGUUGACCAAGGAACGAUCAGAUGCAAAAGCAACAAAGGCACAACAGAACUCGGAAGACUCCAGUCGACCAGGACCAGAUGCUCAUGACACCAAAGCCGGUGCACCCAAGCUCAAGCGAACAAUGUCACAACAGGAUUCUGUGCGCGGUGAGACACCGCCCACCAGCAGUCCACGCCCCGGGCACCGUGACAGACAUCAGGUCAAGAGCAUGAUCUUCUAG